UUGUUGUUGUUGCUCUUGUUAAGUUAGUUUUUUAAGCUUGUGCAGUUAGUUGUGCGAUUUUGUAAAUUAUAAAUAAGAGAAAGUAAAAUGCAAAGCAUCGGAUGGACACUGAUUAUGAAACGUGGCUGCUUUUGCAGCCGAGAAACCCUCAACAUCAACGGCUCCCGCUAUCGAGUGAAAGAACGUCUCGCACAAGGCGGUUUCAGCCUGAUUGACCUUGCAGAGAAUACGACAACGCAUCGGUGCUAUGCGAUAAAGCGAAUCACUUGCCACAGCAUCGAGGAUCAGAAUAUCGCACUGCGCGAAAUCGAGAACUGCCGCAAAAUCGACUCGGAGAACGUGAUACGCGUCGUGGAUUAUGAGCUGAUUGGCCAGGCUGACAUUGUGAUAAAUACGACGAGCAAGUUGCUCAUUGUAUUGCCCUACUACAAACAUGGCUCGCUUUCGGAUCAUUUGCAAAUGCGAGCCCGCAAACAGGAUCACAUGCCGGAGGCGCAGAUUCUGCAAAUCUUCUUGGGUAUCUGCGAGGGUCUGCGCGCCAUUCACGAAACGAAGCCGGUGCCGCUGGCGCAUCGUGAUUUGAAAACUGCCAACAUCUGUUUAUCGGACACAUUCGAACCCAUCAUCGUAGAUCUGGGCUCCAUGACGGAGGCUCGUCUGCAGAUCUGCGGCCAAACAGAUGCCCAGCGACUGCAAGACGAGGCCGAGGAGCGCAGCUCAAUUGUUUAUCGUGCUCCCGAGCUGUUCACGGUCAAGACUUAUUGUACCAUCGAUGAGCGCACAGACAUUUGGAGUCUUGGAUGUGUGCUUUAUGCGAUGUGUUACUUCAAUAGUCCAUUCGAUCCCAUUUAUGAGCGUGGCGACAGCGUAGCUUUGGCCGUGCUCAGCGGUAACGUCAACAUUCCAGAAGAUUCCAUAUACACGGAGGAUAUGCACGAGCUGAUCAAGUAUAUGUUGCGCAUUGAUCCCAUGGAACGGCCUUUUAUCUACAGCAUCAUUGAACAGACUCACGAUCUUAUACAGAAACUGGAGGGCCGAGUGUAGCUUGAACCUCAAUUCCAACUCAAUCUAAGUACACCGCUAUACAUAACUGUUUUUUGACUACGUUUUAUUGUAAUAUAUAUAAACAUGCACGUAUUUUGUGAACUUAACACUACAAUUACACUAGACUCUAGAUUAAUGAUCAUCACGUGUCAAACCAGGGCAAUUGCUGUCCAAAUCUUCAGCGUUUUCGUAGUGAGUGCCACACCAAUAGCAGAAUUGAUAUGAAGUGCGUAGAUAGCUAAUUAGUAGAUCUAGCUGCUCCUUAACGCUAUACUGCUCCUCCUUUUCCUCUAGCUCCGCCUCUUCGAUAUCAGCUUCUUCAUCCGUUUUCUCAAUAGGCUUGGCAGGCCAGAAGAAGUCCAGUGCUGGCUCUGUAACUCCUGCUGCCAGAUCCAACGACUCGCACGUCUGCUGACAGCGCUUUACAUCGUAGAGUAGCUUGCGUUCCUCUGCCUUCUGCGUAGCUCGUCGUCGAUAUGCUUCUGAGCUGAGAUCCUCGCCUGAAUCAAUCCCCGCCUUACGCAGCAAAUGUGCUCGUCGCAGUUCCUGCCUCUUAGCUGCCAACUCGGCCAUGGCUGCUUCACGUCCCAGUCCACCACGAUCGUUUUUAAUGCUGAUGCCAAUGGGUUCGAUGCGGGCAUCAGCCUGUUUGCCAAGUCCACUACCCGCCUUGUAACCCAUUUUGGUCAGCAGCUGGAAGCCCUUGUUGUCUGCAGCAAGUGGCUGGCUUAGUGUCUGUUGGAGACGGCUAUUGUCAACUGAGGUCGCUUUGGAUGCUUCGCGUUGUCGCUUGUUGCUCUCCGCCUGCUUUGUCUGCACUUCAACUUGACGCUUCUUGACGCGACUGUUUAUUAAACUGGGACGUACCUCCUGUAGCCUAUUUUAAGUUGUGUAAUGUUAGCAAAUUCAACAGAGCAGCUUAAAUCCAUUGCAUACCCAGAUAAGAACUUGUCUGACAUGUAGUCAUCUUCUUCAUCGGACAUUGCAGAAAAUAAUAGGCGAAUAAAAUUGUAAACAAACCGCUGAACAGAUGCUUAACACUGAACUGUAAUACGCACUAUGAAUUGCUAUCGAUAAUUGCGAUUGUUGUAUCGAUAGUCCAAUGGGAUCAUUAUCAAUAAAUAUAAGUGUUUAGUAAUUAUUUAAAUUAUUAUGGUGAAAAAAACAAAUCCAAAAUAAAAUUAAUUGAAAUAAAAUAAUUAAUUUAUUAAUAAUAUAUGACAAAUAAUGAAACUAUCGCCUUGAUCUGCCAUCACUAUAUAAAUGCAUCUAGUGGCAACCUCGCAGUCCCAUGUGCUCGCGUGUGUUCGAAUUGUUAGUAAAAUUAUUAAUAAAAUAUACGAUUUUUUAGCUUAAAAUAAAAUAAAAUGGGCACU
Molecule: messenger RNA, 2420 nt
Organism: Drosophila nasuta
Lineage: Eukaryota; Metazoa; Arthropoda; Insecta; Diptera; Drosophilidae
Product: serine/threonine-protein kinase 16
Exons: 4
Coding region: 88-1044 (318 amino acids)
Biological process (GO): protein phosphorylation
Cellular component (GO): cytoplasm; Golgi apparatus
Molecular function (GO): ATP binding; protein serine/threonine kinase activity
Source: RefSeq, a predicted model, not a curated record